AUGCCUUCCGGUGAAGUGUUCGACUUGUAUAGAAACCCCAAUGCCACAGCUCCUGCAAGCAGGAAGAAAGCGAGCAGGCGACACCCCGGGGAAAGCAGCAGCGACCCUUCUAAGAAAAGGGCUCAGACUGAGAAUCCUCCUGCACCCACACCUUCCAAAGACAUGACUUCUCCUCUAGCUCCUGUCGAUCCAACUCCUCCAGCUUCUGUCGACCCGACUUCAACAGUUCCCAUCGACCCGACUCCUCCAGCUCCUCCCAACCCAAGUCCUUCUACUCAGUCAAAAACGAUUCAAGCUGAAGCUAUCCUGAACACAACUUACAAUUCGGCCAAUGAUAGGCUGAAGAAACUGUUGAGAGAUCGGCGUAGCCAGGAAGCCUUCAACAACGUCUCUACCAUGAAAGUCAACUAA
Molecule: messenger RNA, 411 nt
Organism: Humulus lupulus (European hop)
Lineage: Eukaryota; Viridiplantae; Streptophyta; Magnoliopsida; Rosales; Cannabaceae
Product: vegetative cell wall protein gp1-like
Exons: 1
Coding region: 1-411 (136 amino acids)
Source: RefSeq, a predicted model, not a curated record